Camelina sativa (false flax) is the source of this 1025-nucleotide messenger RNA. NCBI's taxonomy places the organism in Eukaryota, Viridiplantae, Streptophyta, Magnoliopsida, Brassicales, Brassicaceae. The record is from RefSeq and is a predicted model, not a curated record.
UUUUUUUUAGGGUUUCGAGUUCAUAUCAAAUUUCAAAGUUGUUCAAAUUUUUGCAGAUUACGAUUUAAAAAAUUUUCAAAUUGGUCCUCGAAUCCAAUUGAGCCUCUAGUUUGUUUGGAAGAAAUCAUCGAUAAUGCCGAAGAGAAAAGCGAAGGAGUGUGUCAAACCCACUGAAGAAGAUGACAAGCGAAUUCGAAGAGAAGAUAAGAAAGAAGAAGACUUCGUCGACGAAGAAGUUGAAAGACAAAUCGCUGCGAUUAGGGCGAUCCGUGAUGUUGAGAUUGAACAAACAUUAACUGCGUUGAGGUUGCUCCGUUCAUAUUUUACUGAGGAACAGCUCGACACUCCUGUCCUAGAAUUCUUCAAAGAGAACCUUCCGGAUUUGACAGUAUCGAGAAACGAAGAAACUGGGGAGAUUGAGUUGAAAUGGAAAGACGAAAAUGGUCAUUCUUCGGAUGGCGUUGACAUGAAUUAUUCUAUUCUUAAACGCUUGUCAAUGGGUUUCCCUGAUUUAUACACUAGUAGGCCUUCUCUUGGUGGCUAUGAUUUACCUGAUAACGUGAAAGCAAGCCUGUUAGGAACUGAUAACCCACAGCUCGAGGAUCUUGUCUUCCAGGGGAUAUCUGACAACCAUAUGCUUGCAAGCCAUGCUGCUUUUCAGACUCCUGGGGUAAAUGGGCAGAGACUCUCUUUUGGAAUGACACCAAAGACUCGGAGGCUACCAAAACCUGGAGAGAUGAUGCUCUCUGUGCAUGGCUCUCCUUUGGGGGUCUACAAAGAAGACCACAACAUUGGAGCUAUAAAUGAGGAAAACAGUUGAAGAGCUUCAUAGAUUCAGACACUUUUGGAUUGUGAUGGUUUACUCUUCAAGUUGUAGGAUCUACUCAGAUUCCAAAAAUCGCAUACUAUGGUAAUUUAAGUCUUCAGAACAACACAACAAUAAACGUUUUGUGUAUAAAUAGAUUAAACUUUUUAGUACGCUUUACCAAUUGAAGUACAAGACAAGUGAAUAGUUAUUUCUUCUC